UAUUUCUCUGAUGACAGACUCAUCCACGCAAUGAUAGGGCAGCCAUGCAGGGAGAGCAACCUUUCAGUUCGCAUUACAUAUUUUGCUUUUAAUCAUUUAUGUAAUUCAGAGCUUAUAUAACAGAGCGUACAUACAUGUCAUCGAGGCACGUAUGCUCCCUGGGCACUGUAGAGAGUGUUCCUUAGUCAGAGGCACACGCGCGCACACACACACACACACACACACACAGAGCGCUGGCUGACUCUGAUGGCAUGGCAGCGUAGAGAUGCAGUUCUGCAGGGAGUAUUUCUGCCAGACCUGUAGCGGCACAGUCACCAGUCCUGAGGAAGGUAUGGACACAGGCAUGGGGAGCUGCAUCGGAGUCCAGCGCAGCCAGCUGUUUGCCCUAAGUCAGGAACCGUUGUGAGAGCCGUUUCUCCCGCGACCCCAGGAGGUGAUGGGGAAUGAGAGCAGCUCAGCGGAGGGUCCGGCUACAGCCUACACUGAGAGUCAGACGGGGGAGCAGAGGGACAGCAAACCCGAAAAUGGAUCGGUGCUGACCGAACCCCCGGCUGCACAGCCAGAGUCGGACGUCCUGAGAUUCAGCGAGGAAGAGGAGAACAGGAGGGAGGAGGACAAAGAGGAGUUGCUGUUCACCGAUGACCUCCUGCCUAACAUAGACCUUAGCUCCGAGCUGAACCUCUGGGGAUCUUCUUUCAGCACACAGGUGAGCGAAGGUGAGAUGAAGACUGAGCAGGUGACUCUCAGCAGCUCGCCAAACCCCCUACUGGCAGGGCUGCAUCACUACACUGAAGCCAGCCCUCCAGCUGUGGUCAUUGUGAAAAGCCCCGCCCCAGACACCAGCAGCUGCACUGGUGACCCACAUCUGAGGGGAACCCCGCCUCCUCUACACCCCCAACCCCAGACCCCCCCGGACACCCCCUCAGACACCCCACCAUUCCAGAACCCCCUCGCGCUCAUGGACAGAGAGCUCCAGGAGGCCUUUCAGGAAUGCGAGCAGCACAUGGCUUCUCUCCUCAUGCCCUGCCCCCCUGCUGAGGGCACGCCCACCCGUGAGGUCGACCAGUGUCUGUCCGUGCCCUUGCCCGAAGACUCUGAAGAUGAAGGAGCGGGCACUCUGAGGAGUGAGAGCGUUAAGGGAGGUUCUGAAUUAUCGCCUCACCCUCCCGAGGCUCGGACCAAACAGGGCCGGGGUGAGCACGAAAACAGCGGGACUCAGACAGCAGGACCGCCGACUGCCAGGAGGGAGGAGGAGACUUUCAGCUUCAGAGACUACGUCUUAGGAAUCAGGGAUGAGUGGGGCGAAGGAGGAGAGGAAGAGGAAACACGACACACGGCUGCACAAAAACAGGAGCCUACCGACCCACUGGACAGACACACAGACACAUUCACAGACUCACAGACGGACUUACUUACAGAUGCAGUGAAAACACAAGAAGGAAUGACACAAAAGGCCAAGCCAGAUGUCACUGCAGAUUUAUUGGGAAAUGGUCUAAAUGGUACACAGCACAAUAAAUUGAAAGAAACAGAGAAAGAUAUCAAGACUGGAUCUCAGACAGAGGCAGAGAAAAUACAGACUGAACGACUCCUGACAGAUACCACGGAAACCAUAGAUUUAUCAAAGGAGCCUAUGAAAGAUACAAAAGGCAUGAAACUGACAGAGAAACAGAAGUGCACCGAAAAUGCAGAGAGAGGAGAGAAGAGCACAGGUUUGCUAAUGGAGGCUCAGAACGCUCCAGACCUCUUUAAUCAGACAGGCACACAGACGCAGUCAGAUCUACCGAUAAGCACAAUGCCCCCGAGACAAGCGCUGAGCGACACACUGAAGGAGACUCCCACAGAGGCUGUUGCACAACCAGCCUUAGACACAACAGAGCAAACACGCAGCGGCACAAACCCAGCUACGCCGACGGAGCCUGGGGCAGAGCUACUGAGAGAGAGCCGCGACCGCGGAAGCGUGCCCGCGGAGCUCCAGGCUAGCUCGCAGCUCCGCAGGGCCAUAAAGAUGGAGGCAGAGAGAGAUUCGGUCAGAGAGACCCAGAGUGAGGCGGCGUCAGCCUCGCUAUCAGAAGCGAGGACGCUCACAGUCACACGCGCUGAGUCAGAGGCGGAUUUACAGGCACAGACAGACAGACGUAAAGGGCAAGACGUACAUACAGGCACGCAGGCAGAUUUAAAGACGCAGACGGAAUUACAGCCUUGGGCAGAUAUGCAGAUGAUGGGGUGUGAUGUACACAGAGACACACAAACGGAUCUAAAGAAACUGACAGAUUUACAGGCACAGACAGGGAAAGGUGAACACAUCGACACACAAGCUCAAGAUUUAAAGACAGAAACACAGACAGGACAAGGCACAUACACAGACGAAGUGGCCGAUUUUAAAAGACAGACAGAGUUGCAGACACAGGCAGACACACAGACAGAGUUAGAUGCAGGGAAAGGUGCACAAAUCAACACACAAGUACAAGAUUUAAAGACACCUACAAAGAUGGCUUUACAGAUACCAACAGACACAUACAUAAAGAUACAGAUGGAGAUAAAGGAAGAUUCACACACAGGGUGCUCAGGUUUCCAGGAACAGCUGAAGCAGCAGGGAGAGCCACACAUCUGCCCCCCACUUCCAGACCCUAUGUCUGGGCAGGAUCGUGUUAUCGCUCCUGGGAGUUCCUCUGCUCCUACCCCUACCCCUGCCCCCACCCCACCCCUCCCCCUGGGUCCCCAGCAGCCACCGGCUGAUGGCAGGACAGGUGGCCCCCACCACCCAGUAACAGGACCCGAAACCCCACACCGGAACCAACCGACAAGAGAGGGGAGUAAAAAUGACAAAAAUGCCCCAGCGACAUCUGUCGCGGCCGCGGAGAUCGAUCCGCGGACGAGGGCGGGCAGCGGGGGUGGGGGCUCAGGAGAAGGGGCAGCUGUGCGUGCGGACCUGGAGAGCGGCCGCGCGGGGAGCCGGGGCUGCGUAGGGGAGGAGGGCGCCGUUGAAGAGGCUUCAGCAGCGGCCGGCUCGGCGUUGCCACUAACAACACCCACGAUGCCAGGAAUGAUAGAAUGCGAGGGAGAGGAGGGGAGAAGAGCGGAGGCAGCGACGGGAGGAGGAGACGGAGCAGUGCAAAGCGCAGAGCCGCAGAGCCCGGCAAGCGCCGAUCUACGGGAGCCAGAAAUCACCGCCAUCGCCGCCGCCGCCGCCGCCGCCGGACGCCGGGACCCGUCGUUAAUCUCCACGGAGACGCUCUGCUCACCUGCGCGGAAGAUCGAGGCUUCCGGGAGCGAAAUGCCAGCUGGCUGCUGCAUCAGAAUGCCACACAACACGGAGGAGGAGAGAGAGAGAGGGGGAAAGGGAAGGGGAGGGCUGCAGAGUCACUCUCCGGGGACGGAGAGAGAGGGGGAGCGAGAGCCGGAGAGGGCGUGCGUCCGGACUGAUGACCACACCGACAUCUCCCCUACAUCUGGGCUCCCGGGACACGUCUGCCAGGAGAAAAGAGAGGAGGGGACGACAGGAGCAGGAGAGGGAGAGAGAAAGAGAGUGAUAGCAGCAGACAGAGAAAAGAGAGGGGGAAGCGAGCAGCAAAUUUCGUCAAGGCAGGCAGAGGCAGAGACGGAGGGACUUGUCAGGGGGGUGGUGACUGACACAGCGACGGCGGCAGCACAUUUUCGGGAACGCCUCGUUGAGGACGACUGCCAAACCGGACCUCCCCCCGAUGUCGGCGAGCCACCGGUGAAACGGCAGCACGGGGAUGAGAUCGUCGAUUUUUCGGCUGUGGUCGAUUCCACCGAAACAGGCACGCACCCUCAGCCUAUAAGGGGGACGAGCGCACGCGAAUCAGACCGUCUUCCGUCGGCGUCUCCUCUCCUCCACGCGGAGCCCGGACAUCCCGCAGCCUGCACAGAAGCCACAGCGCACGGCGGUGAGUCGCUGCUCGUCGGAAACGCCCGGGACGCCGUCAUCACCGCUCCCCAGGCUCAGGAGACGGCUGGCCCCCGGGAGAGCGCCGGGGACCGCGGACAUUUUGAAAAGGCCUCUUUGCUUUCCACCUCAACACCCUCUGGCCCAUCGCAGCCACUAAUAGGCCAACAAAGCCCUUCUGCUGAAAGCAAGGAUCAACAGGUUCCACUCUCCCAUCGCCCGGACACCCAGAAGGGGUCGCGGAGUGCGGAAAACUCUGAGUUGUGCCAUUUUCAGUUGGGGGCCGUCCCAGCGGAGCCAAAGGUUGUGGGAAAAAUCAGCGCUGAAGCCACAGUCGCCCAGCCGGGCAGCAUUCCAGCCAACAUGAGGGACAGCGUCAGAGGCAGGACUAAGGUAGGGAAAAAGGUGGAGGUGACGGAGGAGGGGAAGGGAGUCCCGCCGAGGAGCACAGACGAUGCCUCUUCCACCGCCCCAGGGGGCUGCUCUUCCCUGCCCCCCCUCACGGUGCAUGAGAGCCUGCGCCACCCAGUGACAGAGUGCAGCUCCAAACUCCAGGAGUUCUCCGUCCUCCAGAAGCAGGAGGCGCCGGUCUGUCCCGACCUGGGUAUGAGGACGUCUACCGGGGGGGACCUGAAGCUCAUCAAGCAGAGCUGUGAGGUGGUGGAGGAUCAGAGGAAGGCUGAAAGUGGGGAGGUGAAAGUCCCUGAUCAGGGAAAUGAAUCCAAAGAAGCUAAAGUUCAGUUGGAUCAGCCGAGCUCUGUCGGCAUGGAGACGGAAAAGACUACAGAGAGCCUGAGGGCUGAGGAAGAGGGGGGCAGAGGUGACAGCUUCCGUCUUCUUCCAACAGCUGAAUGUCAGAGUGCCGACCCCACAGGAACUGACCAGAGGGCAAAGGUCACAGCGGCAACCAAGGAGGCAGCUGAACUGAUGGGAGAGGAUUUUAGUAAUGGACCAUCAUCAGUUCCCACAGAAAAAGAGCCCAAAGUGACCACUGGGGAUUCUGGCAGAUCAGGCAGCGAUAGCAGCCUGCAGGAGACACGCCCGCAAGCGUCACUGGGGUCCAGUGAUUCGGCAGAAAUCAACUGUGAGUCACUCUCUGCUGGCACUGAAGAGAAACCACUACGUGAACCUCCCUCAGCACCUUCCGCCCUCUGCCUGGAUGUGGACAAUCAGACCCUCACUGAUGCAACAACUGCACCUCUCCAAAUGUCUCCUCCUGUCCAGCUAGUAUGUAUGGAAAAGGGCUCAGAGAUUCCAGAAAAGAGCACAACAUCUGAACCCGAGACUCCUGCCCCUAGGCUGGGGGGACUGGACCCCACCCUCCCUAAUGUCGAUGGUGAAAUUCAACCCUGGCCAGUGAUCAGGCCUCCUAUCCCACUGCUCAACCACUUGGAGCUCACCGUGGACUGUGAUGUCACAGCAGCGGAAGAAAAAGAGCCACAGGGAUCUGUGGAGGAAGUGGAGGGGCUAGUGCCUGAGACCAGUGCAUGCCAGAGGCUGGCGAAACAGGACAGGACGUGCAGACCAUUUGAUGAGGAGAAAAAAAUUAAUUCUGUUAAUUCACAGGAUGUUCCGGCCCUCCAAGGAGAUGAUAUCCCCUCCACCGCCUCACCCCUGAAUGAUGACACAUCCACCAAUGGUAGGCCUGCGCAGGAGUCCAUGGCUUCAGCACACAAAGGGGCCCUAGUCCAUGAGACCCCUGCAAAAGGCGUCACCCCAAUUAUUCUCUCACAGCCACCAGCACAUGGCCCGGAGCCAGCCAUUGAAGGGGUGGUAGAGAAGGUUCCGGAGAAAGAGGAAGCUGUCACCUCAGCACUCCUUCCAGAUUCUGAGAGAGGAGAGGUUGUCACAGAGUGUGAACAGAAAUGCCAGGCUGAGGUCAAAGAGACCCUGGGGGACACAUCCUCCCUCCCACCACCCCUGUGCACAGGAGGAGAAAAGAUUAAGACAGGAGGACAGCAGGAGAAACCCACCCUGGGUGACAGUCUCACCAAAAUCAGCACUGAAAAAAAACCAGGCUCCGAUACAGGAAGUCCAGGACAGGUCGUCAUGGUAGAAAAUAACAUUCUAGAAGGCUCCAGAGUGGGACCUCACAUCAGUAUGGACCCAGGCCCUAAAACUGAAGUCUCAUCGAAAGAGACAACGAAUCAGAGUGAGGGUUUAAGCAGGAGUGAACAUCUGUCCCUGAAUCAGAGCACGUCCUCGAUAACUGCUCCAGGGCCGUGCUCUGUGGCCGUCAGCCAAUCGGAUCUGGCGCCUCCAUCAAAAACUGAGCAGCAGGAACUGGGAUUGGGUUGCUGCCCAGAGGGGGAGAGCUAUGGUCAGUAUGAAGGUGUAGGGGCAGAUGCAUGCGUGGGAGCCAAUGAGGAAGGAAGAGAUGACUCUGCUGCACAGCAGCCAGCAGAGACGCAGGGAGCGCUGAGUUCACACAGAUCCGUGAAGCAGCCAGGGAAUUUAUCAGAUCAGAGUGGAAAUUGUGGUGUCACAGAUGGGCAGAGCAGAGAGGCGCAGAAUGAGGGCAUCGCUGCCCAGCAGGGUGACAGCGCACGCCCCCUUGUGUACGAAUCUGACCUCACCGCUCAACCUAAUGUACAGGAACGCUGUGCUGUCAGCACGGUCCAGGUCAAAACCAGCCCCCCUACUGCAGACGUGGAGGCGAAGGCAGGAAAAAAACAGGACCCCAGUUCAGAGCUGCUCAUAUCUAUCCCAGAGCCCGGCAGUUCAGGCCAGAGGUCGGGGGUCACAGCAGUUGGUGAGUUGGACGGAAAGGUUCAGGAAGCAGAAACUUUAACGUUGGCUUGUGAAGACAAACAGGCUGUACCGGGGAUUAAAGGGGACACCGCCAUCAAUACAUCUCUGAAAGAGAGUGAAUCCAAACCUGAGAAAUGUGAGGUUUUCUCACAGGCGAAUGAGGUCACGCCACAGGUCAGCAACUGCCUCCAAGAAACCGGCAGCCUCCACGGAGCCCCUGGUACCCUCGCAAGAGCCCCAGAAAACUCUUCUGUCUCCGUGACAGUCCCAGGCCUUGAGCCCCCACGCGGGCAAGAGGAAUGUCCUGAACAGACAGGACUGGAACAGACCCCUGCUCCUUCCACCGCCUUCCUCCAGAUGAAGGAGCAGUCUGUCUCCCAGGGUCCGGCCUUUGGGGUGGCCCAAACCACUGAAAUACCCUCUCCCCUGCACCUACGCACAGGACAUCCCGCAGCAGGCAAGGAAAGCCCCCCCUCGCGAGACAUGACUCAGGCUGAAGCCGAGGGAGGAGACGUUCAGACACCUGUGACUGGCGGAGAGUCUGAGAGUGCUCCCCCAUCUGGCAGAACAUCAGAGGAAGCGCAGAAGGAAGGAGGAAGCACCCCCUUCCUCACCCCAGCCCCCGAGAUCUCUUCUGGGGGUUGCAUGGACAUUUCCCCCUCCUCCAUCUCGGAGCUUGAGAGCAGCACUUCCAGGCCUGCCCAGAGUGACCCCAUGCUCUGUACUGCCUCAAAGAAAAGCCAGAUGGGGGGGAGGGAGGAGCCAGGAAUAUGUGGCUCGACUAAGAGCAUUGCUGUAGAGAAAGAAGAGGAGAGGUGGGAUGAAAAGAGGGAGGAGAAGAAGAAAAAAGAAGAGGUGGAAAAGGCAGCAGGAGAAGAAGCCCCGAUCACCCCAGUCGCUCCAGUCACCACAGAGUCCCUAAACGGUCCUAGCUGUGGAGUGGCCCACGGAGGGGACGCCUCCUCCUCUCUCCCCAUUGGAAGGGCAGAACCCUCUCUAUUACCCCAAGAUUUACCGGCUGAAGGAGCACCAGGGGCUACGGCAGCUGAUGGGACACAGGCUGGAGUGGGACUAGAUCCCAACAAAUCUGCCACCGGACGGCCACUCAGGGUCACAUCUCCGGUUGAUGUGGUGACAUCAUUGAGAGAGCUGCAUGACCUCGCUAAGCAUGAGUCAGUUACACAGGCCCAAGCACCACUGCAAGACUGCAGGACAGAAUCUGUGAGCUCAGCAUCUGAGAGUCAUGAGAGUCAUUCACAGACACAGCCAACAUCUGAGAGCACAGCAUCUGAGAGUCAUUCACAGACACAGCUAGCAUCUGUGAGCACUGCAUCUGAGAGUCAUUCACAGAAACAGCCGGCAUCGGUGAAUAUAGCAUAUGAGAACCAUUUACAGACACAGUCAGCAUCUGUGGACACAGCAUCUGAGAGUCAUUCACAGACACAGCCAACAUCUGUGAGCACAGCAUCUGAGGGAAUCUCACAGACACAGCCAGCAUCUGUGAGGACGCAGCCAGUCUCUGAGAGCACGGAUCCAGACGGAGGCUCACUGACACAGCCUGGCUCUGGGGACACAAACUGGCUCAUACAAGCCCUGAGAGACGCAGCCGCCCAGUCUCAACCAGAGCAGCAGAACAGAGCGCUCGACACAAAGGACAUUUCUGACCUCAGACCUGUCCAGCCACUUCCUUCGCCCCAAGCAGAGCUUGAGUUUCGCACGCCCACUGAGGAGGUAGCGCCCCCUCUGGUAGACCAGGGCCAAAGCAACGACCAGUUGGAGUGCAGGUCGUCCCUGUCUGAGGCAGAGGAGAGGGACCUCACCCCUGUAACCCCACCUCCACCCGAAGACCACACCUCCCAGCCCUCCCUGCCUGCCUACCUCUCUCGGGACAGUGCCCAGUUCCCUACCCCUCCCCCCACCCCUCCGGAGAGGUGCCUUCCCACCCCACCACCGAGCGACUCCCCAGAGCCGCAGACCCCCACCCCUGCACCCCCUGUCCCUGACCUGCCCCCCGAUUCACCCACUCUUCAGUCCAAGGGUCCAACCGACACCCCCUCUGCUCCCUCUCAGGACGUCCCACACAGGAGCUCAGACUCUGACGGAGCAUUCGAGACCCCCGAGUCCAACACCCCAGUGAAGGCUGCGGCCCCCCCGCUGCCCCCCCCAGAGCCAGACACAGAGACACAGCCGCCCCCCUCUGAGGACACAGGUUUCUGCUCUGAUACCGCCUCUGUUGCGGACGUUUCUCUCAGCGAGCCUGUCUCUGAGACCCCGGCCUUCCGGCCGCCGCGCCGCUCCUUCUCCACCGUUUUCGACGAGGACAAGCCCAUCGCCAGCAGCGGCGCCUACAACCUCGACGUAAUCGCCGCCGCGGCAGCCGCCGCCCGAAACGACGCCCUCGCAGCCGGGCAGCCGGAGCAGCCGCUGGGCCCGGAGCCCGGCGCCGGGCGCCGCAGGUCCCCCCUGACCCGCUCCCUCAGCCUUCAGGCGGGGGACUUGGACAGCGCCCCCCAGGAGGGCGGGACAGCGGGAGGGGGUGCGGACCGGCCGCCCCAUCUGCGAGCAGAAGCCUUCAGCGUGGAGACGGAGAGCGCGCCGGGGACUCUGCGGAAGACCAAGAAGCCCCGCCCCGCUUCUCUGAAGAAGAAGCCCCUCCCCCGGCAGAACUCCACCCCCCCGGGCACCGCAGGAGAGAGCGCAGGCUCCACCCCUGAGCUCAGGAAGAAAGAGCGUGAGGAAGAGGAGGGAGGCUCCGUCGGGCCCAGUCCCAAAGGAACCCUAAGGAAGACCAAGGCUCCACCCAAACCAGAUCCACAGGACAGUGUGAGCUCCAGGGAGGAGGCCAAACUCCCACCGCCGGCAUCACCUCCCAUCCGGAGGCAGCCAUCUCCCCCGGCCUCUACCACCCCUCUUCCCCCCGUCCCAGACGAGGAGUCCCCCAUACUCCCCAAGGCCUCCUACAACUGGGACCCGGACAACUUUGAGGGGAUCGACCCCUUCCGUACAGGAGGUAGCAAAGUACCCAACUCCCCUGUGCUUGGGAGAAAGGGGGUGUCUUUCACCCCGACAGUCCGCCCUGCAGCGGACCCCCCUGUUUGCCCGGACGAGCCCCCUCCAGGCCCACCCCCAGCCCCGGCAGGGAGCGCGGAGGAGCAGCCCCUGAACCGGAGGCAGUCGGUCAGGCUGGAGUUCGACUACUCUGAGGAGAGCGAAUCGGCCCCCCAGGAAACCACCCCCCCUCCCAAAAAGCUGGGAAAGAAGCCAGGCGCCAAGAUGCCCCUCCGUAAGCCGAAGAUGGGGGUGAAGAAGGCCGCGCCCGCCCCCACGGAGCAGCUGGACAACACCCCGCCCCAAAACGACGAAGACACCCCCAUCCCCAAGGCCUCUUACAACUUUGACCCCAACAAGUGGGAGGACCCCAACUUCAACCCCUUCUGCCCCGGUGGGGGCAUCCCCAACUCGCCCCGCCUGUCUCGUCCCGCCUACAGUUUCGACCCAGACAGUUUCGAUGACUCGGUUGACCCCUUCAAGCCAUCCAAUAAGAUGGGGAGCUCGCCGCCUAAGUCUUCCGCCGCCUCUUUUGAGGUUUCUGCCAAUGACAAUGACAGCCUGAGUGAACUGGAGGACCAAAACCUGAACAAACCCGCCAAGAAGAAGAAGACCCCCAUUAAAUCGAUGUUCAGCGAUGUGUCCUCACUGUGUUGUCUGUUUAACACAUUCAGAGUGAAGAAGUCUCCGAAGAGGUCCCCCAUGUCUGAGGCAGCGUCACAGUUGUGUCCUGUGUGUUUCUCGCUUGCCAUGACCCCCCAUGACCAUUCGCAGGACCCCACGCCCCUCGACAUCCCACAGGACGACCACGCCACCGACGAGGAGAAGCUCGCCUGCUCCACCAAUCAGAAGUGGGCAACUCUUCAUGGCGUGGAGGCGGAGCUGACCUCUGACGCCCCGGACUACCCCCAGCCCUCUGACCUCACUGCCUUUGUCAAUGAGAACAGCUUGCCCCCACAGCAGCACGUGACAGACUACGAGAUUGAGUAUAUGGAGAAACUUGGCUCCUCUAGCCCUCCUCUCUCUGUGAAGAAGCCGUCUCUGUACUUGAAGUUGGACUCGGUGGCAGACACCCCCAACAAGAGCUCUGGCAUGCGGGGAUCCGAACCCAGUUCCCCCUGCACAGGGAGUUUUGAGGAGAUGGAGGCUCAGAUCUCUGCAGGGGGUAAAUCCCCGGUGCUGUCGUCUCGGGGGAGUCUGGACCCCAUGGGGGCAGAAAAGAGUCGAAAUCGGGAGAGCGAAUCACUGAACCCCAUUUCCAGCUCUGAGAGGGACAGAAUGACCCCUCCCCAAGGCCCCGUGGACCCUGCUGACAUCCCGCUUUUAGACAGACUGUCUGAGUCGGGGGGGCCACUGCAGUACCUGGAGCCCGACCUGGCCGAGACCAACCCCACCGCGUUUGCUCAGAAGCUGCAGGAGGAGCUGGUGCUCGCAGCCCUGAGGAUAGAGGCUCUGCAAGUAGCCCAAAAAAUCUCCCAGAGUCCCUCCCUGUCCUGUGUAAUCCCCGAGCAGAGAGAGGUCACGUCCUCCGCUGACUCAGUGUCCAAGGGGCCCCUGUACUCUCGAUCCGGGUACAGUGAGGGGGUGGGCAGCUCCUACCUGCCCCCCGAUCUGGACCACUCCCUGGGCAUCGCACGAGAGGAGAUUGUGGCCAAGGAGCAGGAAGUAGUGGAGUGGCAGAGGAAGUACGAGGAGAGCCGGCAGGAAGUUGUGGAAAUGAGGAGGAUAGUGGCGGAGUAUGAGAAGACCAUUGCACAGAUGAUAGGCAUGCCUGAGGAUGAACAGCGGGAGAAGUCUCUGUCCCAUCACACCAUCCAGCAGCUGAUCCUAGAAAAGGACCAGGCUCUGGCUGACCUCAACUCAGUGGAGAAGUCUCUGGCGGACCUGUUUCGCCGAUAUGAGAAGAUGAAGGAUGUCCUGGAGGGCUUCCGUAAGAAUGAGGAGGUUCUGAAGAAGUGCGCGCAGGAGUACCUGUCCCGAGUGCGUAAGGAGGAGCAGCGAUACCAGGCCCUGAAGAUCCACGCCGAGGAGAAACUGGACAAGGCGAACGCAGACAUUGCGCAGGUUCGAGCCAAAGCGAAGCAGGAGCAGGCCGCCUACCAGGCCAGCCUUCGCAAGGAGCAGAUGAAGGUGGAGUCCCUGGAGCGUACCCUCGAGCAGAAGAACAAAGAGAUUGAGGAACUGACCAAGAUCUGCGAUGAACUCAUCUCCAAGAUGGGGAAGAGCUAGCUUGCUGUUGCUCAGCUGUUUGGCCACUCACUGGCACACCCUGCCCAUUUACCCAGGAGCAAAAAGAGGUGAAGAGAGGGGGUGGAAAGAGAGGCAGGAGUCCUUUCGCUUUCUCUCCGUUUGAAUAUCUCCUGGACAGAUGGACAGACUGCCUGAUGGAGUCGGACAGGUCCCUUUUCUCUUACUCCACUGAACUUUCUUUACUGGGAGACUUGAGUAUUUGAGCAGCAGCGCCUCCUACAGGAAGGGGCGAUGGCUACCGGACAAUGGAUUCACUGUUUUUGGUUCCGGUUUGUUUUUCCUUCUUGUGUUCAAUUUGUAUCAAGUUUCCUGUAUCAGGGGUCUUGUGUAAGAUCAAGGAUGAGGUCAUCACAAUUAAUGUUGUCCUGGCAACCACUGGAGAGACAGACUGCAAACACCUGCAACAUCUUCUCAACCAGGAAAAGCAACAAGUCUCAUCAAAAAAGUUACAAAAAUGUUCUAGACUAAUCAACUCAUCCAUUAAUUUAAUCAUUCAUACAUUCAUUAUAAAAUUGCUAUUAAUUAUAAUGAUAAACAUAUUAAUUAUAACAAUUGCAUGUAGUAGAUGAAAGAGUAUCUUCUUUUUGUAAAUAAAAAUUUAGGCAGAUGAUCAGAUAGGAAGACACCAGAGUUUUUUGAUAUUGUAUUCUGUCAGUUAUUCCACAACCUUGGUGUAAUUUUGUAGAUAUUUUUUGUGUGUUUGUUUCUUUGCUUCCAUAAAGAAAGAAACAGGGAAAUUUAUUUUAUUAUUUUAAUAAUGAUAAUAAUUCAUUUUCUGGUUAUUGUUCUGAUUCUCUGAUUCUGAUUUGAUUAAUUUAAUAUGGAUGGGUCAGGAUGGAAUUUUGCCCUGGGUGGAAACAGGCUUUAAAAGUGCAAUAAAAGAUGGCAAUACAAA
Molecule: messenger RNA, 12851 nt
Organism: Anguilla anguilla (European eel)
Lineage: Eukaryota; Metazoa; Chordata; Actinopteri; Anguilliformes; Anguillidae
Gene: tacc2
Product: transforming, acidic coiled-coil containing protein 2
Exons: 25
Coding region: 437-11935 (3832 amino acids)
Biological process (GO): mitotic spindle organization; cerebral cortex development; cell population proliferation
Cellular component (GO): cytoplasm
Source: RefSeq, a predicted model, not a curated record